Messenger RNA from Cotesia congregata, 1983 nucleotides. The record is from the annotation of a GenBank genome assembly. Lineage: Eukaryota; Metazoa; Arthropoda; Insecta; Hymenoptera; Braconidae.
AUGGCAGCUCAUGUUAUGUGUUUAACAUCAUCAGGAGGUAUUCCAAUUUUUUUAAGAAAAACAGGCGAUGGAAAUAUUAUAACUUUUUCAAAAAUGGCAUCAUUAAGUGGUAUUCAUAUGUUUUUAAAGUCACAGGAUAUUAAAUUAAAUGAUACUCAUAUGCCAGAUACAGUUAUAGUUUGGAAAGAAUAUGUAGAGUCGGUUAUUUUGAUAGCAAUUGCCAGUGGGACGACCAAAAAAAUUUUGGAUUAUUUUAUUGAUGCUGUAUUCAACGCAAUGAUAUUUGUCGUUGGUAUUGAGGAAAUUAAGAAUCCACGUAAUUUAGAAAAAUUAAAAAAAGAUUUACUCGCUUCCAGUACUAUUAUUGAUAGAUUGUUUGAUUGUUUGGAUAUUGGUGAAAGAACUAGCGAUAGAGUUGAAUUGAUUACACUGCCAAGCUGUAUUUUAUGUCCUGAAAAUAAUUUACUACGAAAUAGUCUUGAAACAUUUGUAGAGUAUUUGGAUUCAUCUUACGGUUGUAUUCUUGUUCAUGGGUGUGUAGCAAUAGCAACUGAAAGUUGGUGGGAUUUAGAUUCUAUAGAAAUAAAAUUACUUGUAAUGGCUGCAUUUAUGGAUAAAAAUAGUACUGCAUGUGAUUUUCCAGUAUUUUUACCAAAAAUGAGUCCAAACAUAGCAUUCAGACUGAUAACAAUAACAUUGAUUGAAGGAGUUCAAAUAUUAGCAUUGUGUGGACCAAAACCAGAUUUAACAGAAAUUGAAAAGACAGCUAUCCAAUGUUGGCGAAGUCAUAUUGACAUUUUACGAUCAGCUGAAAAAUGUUAUCCUAACUGUUUUCCAUCUACAAUUUCAUUAGAUCCGUCUAUUUUAGGAUUUUUACUGAUAAAUUACCAAACUGGUAAAUAUGUUGCUGGUAGAAAUCCAAAACCGUCUUCAAAUCAUCCUACUGGAACCCACAAGUUGGAUAUUUUACGAUCAUUUUAUUAUCAAGCUGUUGAAGUAUUUUUAAUUUCAGAACCAAGUGAUAAACAAGAGCAUGACAAAAAUACAAAUAAAAAGCCAGUUAUUCGAUCAAAAGAAACUUAUUGGUGUUUAGAGUAUUAUAAAUGUCAUGCAUUAAAAGAAAAAGACAACAUUAUUUUCAACGAUGAAUCACAGCAUAUUAUCAUUUCUGGAGUUCCUAAAUUAAAAUUACAUGAUGAUUUGAUGAAAAUAGUUUUACCUUAUGGUCAUAUUAAAGAGUUUACAGGAAUAAAUGAUUAUCCUGAUGAAGAAUUCACAGAAUCGUAUCAUGUGCGCUAUGAAAAAAUACAGAGUGCGAGAAUAGCAAAGCGGUUUUUAGAUUGUAAAAAUUUCUUCGGAGGUUUACUACACGUGUUCUAUGCUCCAGAAUUGGAGUCAAUUGCAGAAACUAGAAAAAAAUUAAUCCAAAGACGUAGAGAUAUUUCAGUAAGAAUAAAACGGCAAAAAGAAGAAGCUUCAAAUUUAAAAGUUGAUUCCUUCGAACCUAAGCAGCAAUUCAACAGGCAAAAAAAAUAUCCAACGCUACCAUUAACUGAAGAGAGACUACAACAACAAUAUCCUGGGGAAUCUUUUUCAAGCAUAUAUAAUGGAAUUCCAAGAAAUAUUGACCCACGUCCAGUUUCUGAACCAAGUCUUCCUAAGCAUGAAUUACACUUACAAUCGAGCAGUAAAAAUUAUAAAGGCCGAAAUACUGAAGGUGUAAAAGUACGAGUAGAGCGGCCGAAAUUGAUUGACACAAAAAAAUUAUCUCAGUUUAAAGAUUCUAAGGAUGUUAACAUUUUCUCAGUUGUAAAAAAAGUUGAUCAAGGUAUAACAAUUAAAUUGCUUCCCAAUGCGGAAAGAAUUAAAAAAAGAAUCUUGAUAAGAGACGAAAGUGUGAGAAAUUUAUUGCCAAAAGAUGAUCUUCAAACUUCGAUUGAAUCUGCAAAAGCUCGUAUUCGUGAAGCAAUGGAAAAAAAUUAA